UGUCCUUCCGCAUUUGAUUUUUAUCGUUGAAAUGCUUAUCAGUCAAUAUGGCAAAUUUACAUAGGUGUUUCUUAAAAAUUAACUUUACUUAAUUACUUUCAAAGUACGGGUGUUUCAGAAGAAACGAUUCAGCCAAGAUGACAACUUUGUCAACGCUAGUCAUUUUGUUUACAUGUUUUUUAGAAUGUAGUUAUGUUGAUGGUAAAGUGAUCCAAGAUUGUAUCCCUGGGGAGUCACGGCCGGGCAGUUCGCCAUGUGAGCACUGCUCUUGUAUGGAGGAAAAUGGCACUCCCACAUGGAAAUGUUAUCUCCAAGGUUGUCCCGCACCUCCGUGUGAAAAUCCCGUGGUCCCUGAAGGCGAAUGCUGUCCCAUAUGCAAAACAACUCCAAGUAAGAUACCCCAUUGUUCUGUUAUUUAGAAUGCAAUAUUGGAGAUGAGAAACCUGGGAAUACGCCCUGUGAGUUGUGCUACUGUCGACAGGAAGGUGAUGCCAUCGGAUAGAAAUGUUACAUCCGGGAUUGCCCACGACCACCGUGCGAGAAUUAUGUUAUUCCUGAAGGACAGUGCUGUCCAGUAUGUCCCGAGCAACCUAUAUCUGCCGAACAUGGUUCAUUCAUGAACGGCGGUCAAAAGCCCCCAGUAGACACGAUGUCUCCCGAAGAUUGGUGGAACUCGGGCCAAGAAGCACUGACUCGAGCUCUAAAUCUUGAACGUAAUACCAAUGUUGCCAAGAAUACCAUCCUGUUCAUCGGUGACGGUAUGGGUCCUACAACAGUAACUGCUGGAAGGAUAUACAAGGGACAACUGGCUGGUAAUACAGGAGAGGAAUAUGUCCUCAGUUGGGAGACAUUCCCUCAUAUGGCUCUAAGCAAGACUUAUGCCACUGACCGUCAAGGCUCUGACUCGGCAGCUACGGCUACAGCCUACCUUUGCGGCCAUAAGACGGCCAAUGGAAUACUAGGAGUGAACAGCAACGGUAGGAGAAGCGAUUGUUCAACCGUACCUGGUAACGAAGUGUCGUCUAUCCUCAACUGGGCGGAAGCUGCUGGUAAAUCUACUGGUAUAGUUACCACGACCAGGGUAACGCAUGCCUCCCCUUCUGCUCUUUAUGCCAACAUCGUAUCACGGAGCUGGGAGCACGAUACAAGCAGGAUGCCUGCAGAGUGUGAUGUUUUGGGAGUUGAAGACAUCGCUCUACAACUGUACAACAAGGGGGAAAAUAUCAGUGUUGUGUUUGGAGGGGGUCGACAGAAGUUCCAGGGGAGGGGGACCGAGGAUGUGGAGAUUCCAGGAUCAUUUGGACAAAGGAACGAUGAAAGGAACCUCAUUCAGGAAUGGCAAGAUGAUAUGGUUGACAUGGGAAGAAGUCACGCUUUUGUCUGGAAUGAAGAUCAGUUCAACAACUUGGACCCAGCAAAUGUUGAUUACGUUUGGGGACUGUUCGAGAGAAGUCACAUGCAAUACGAGUACGCUCGUGAACUUGAUCUUGGUGGCGAGCCCUCCAUUGCGGAAAUGACAAGAAAGGCAAUUCAGAUUCUCCAGAAAAACGCAAAUGGUUAUUUCCUAUUUGUCGAAGGAGGGAGGAUUGACCAUGCGCAUCAUGGUGGAAGAGCCAACAAUGCUGUAAACGACACGUCGGCGUUAGCAGACGCUGUACAAGUAGCGAUAGACAUCACCAGCGACAGUGAUACAUUAAUUGUUGUUACUGCUGAUCAUUCGCACACACUUGCUUUGGGGGGAUACCCCAGUCGAGGCAACCCGAUUGGAGGAAAGGUUGGUUCAGCAAGUGAUGGUCUACGUUAUACUAGUAUGACAUAUGGUAAUGGUCCUGGUUAUAGAGAGCCACGGCCUGACAUAGAGGAUGUCGACACAGAGGAUAUGUCAUACCAACAGCAGACUGCAGUCCCCUUGGGGUCGGAGACUCAUGGAAGCGAGGAUGUCGCCAUCUAUGCACGGGGCCCCAUGGCUCAUUUGUUCCACGGAGUACAGGAACAACACUAUAUCCCGCAUGCCAUGGCAUACGCUGCUUGUAUAGGUGCAAAUACGGCCCACUGUAAUAGCACACCGUAAAAUGAGAUAAAAUGAAAUACAAUUUGAUGACAUAGAAAUGGA
Owenia fusiformis is the source of this 2113-nucleotide messenger RNA. The record is from the annotation of a GenBank genome assembly. Lineage: Eukaryota; Metazoa; Annelida; Polychaeta; Sabellida; Oweniidae.